ACAUGAAUGAGUCUCUCAAACAUCACAACUGAAAAUAAAACCAGGUCAAUGGUUUGGGAAAUUCCGCUUGGAUUUAGUUUGUGUGGUCUGUUUGACUAGUAUAUCUACAGUGUUUCACUUUAACAGGCAUGCUGUCCUUCAUUUCCUGGUUAAUCCCAAGUGUUCCUACUUGGUUAACACCAGGCACUGAUCCUUUACAUUUUUUUUUACAAGGAAUAGUGGGUGCUUGUGGAAUUGUGGUCCUUCGUAACCUUUUAAGGGUUUACUUGUUUGUUGAUGCUCAAAGUGUUGCAGAUGCUGAAACGGACCAUAAGAAAGCAAACAAACGAAAUGGAGGUCUAACAGAGAUAAUUCAGUUCUGGGUCCUUACUGGGGUUCUUUCCAUCGUGGGGUCUCGCGUCGCAUCUCUGGUGGUUUUGGAGUUCUCUCUUCGUGUCAUUUCAGCACGGAUCACAGGAGGAUCAGACUCAGUAAUUGAUCCUCUGUUACUGCUGCUCGUCCAAUGCCAGUUUUCCUUAGGAUGUGCACUCAGCUGCAGCAUAAAUUUCCUCCAUGAGGGGGCAUCACAAGCAUGGUUAAGCCUCAUCCUUGCAGUUGGACUGAGCUGGUUUUUGUCAAGUCAGUGCUGUAAACUUUGGCAACAUGUACAAAGAAUGUAUCCAAUACACAGCACAGAGCGCUAUUGUGGACUCUGCAUUGGACUCCUGACUACUGGCUCUUCUAUAUUAACUUGGCUUUGCACUGCCCUGAUUUUAACUUUUAGCGUGUCUGGAAUUGCUGCCAUAUCAAACAUAAACCAACAAUUUCUAUCAACAACUGAGGCUUUGAGAUUUUGGACACCACUUACAAUCUGCUACACUCUACUGGUUGUGUAUAUGAAUGAGGAUCGACAUCAGCCUGGCCCGCAAAUUCUUCUGAAUUCAGUUGUUGUGCGACUGGGUGGACUUUUUGUUUUACUGAUUACGGUGGGCAGGUGGUCAGAUGUGCUCCAUAUCCUAAUCUGCUUCAUUGGUGAAGCUGUGUGCCUGUUACUUUCUCAAGACCUUUUGGAAGAGAUAUAUAAGCAUGCCACCCAUGUGCCCAAAAGCGCUUUAAAAAGGCCCGUAAACCAGACUGAACCAAAGAAAUGGGAAAAAUUCGACUGAGCAUGGAUGAAAAGGCUCAGUCUUACCAGUGAAAGAGCAUUGCGUUAACAACGCAAGGUUGUGGGUUCGAUCCCAGGGGGUUGCAAAUAUCUAUGUAAAAUGUAUAGGAUAAUGCAAAGUCGCUUUGGAUAAAAGCGUCUGCCAAACGCCUAAAUGUAAAUGUAAUGAAAAGACGCUAGGCUUCAUUUAGCCUAUAUUGUGAAACGGACAAGCAGCAGGAAUGAACAAAAAGGAACCUUAUUUAUAAAGAAUUCCAUCAAGGAUAUUUGUAUGAAGCAUAAUGCAUCAUUAUUUUAGUGGCGCAUUGACAAAAACCCACAAUUGACUAUCAAAAUAAAGCUAUCUGUCUAUA
Molecule: messenger RNA, 1497 nt
Organism: Triplophysa dalaica
Lineage: Eukaryota; Metazoa; Chordata; Actinopteri; Cypriniformes; Nemacheilidae
Gene: tmem82
Product: transmembrane protein 82
Exons: 6
Coding region: 129-1145 (338 amino acids)
Source: RefSeq, a predicted model, not a curated record